AUGGCUGACAUACCAAACCCGUCGAGCGGUGUCGACAAGCAUGUAGACAAUUGCCGUUCCAAUACUCCUGAUCUGGGGGAUCAGGAGCAGUCGGCAGGCUCGCAGCGUGGACCUGACGAGGAAGACUACGACCUUGAGACGGUCGAGCGUGUAUACAGAAAGCUCGACUUGCGCAUCAUCCCAGCCUUUUGGUGUCUUUACUUCUUGUGCUCUGGCCUUCGCUCGACCAUUGGUAUGGCACAGACAAUGAACCGAGAGGACGGACACGAUCUCAUGACCGUCUUGAACCUCACGCCAAAGGACACCUCCACCGCCUUGGCUCUGUUUUAUGUUGCCUACGUCAUCUUUGACUUUCCCUCCAACCUCGUCAUGAGCAGGCUCAGCCCUCGUGUUUGGAUGGCCCGUAUCGUCAUUGCUACUGGCAUCAUUGGCGCCUGCUUCGCUGCUGUUCAGGCUGCAUGGAGUCUCAAGUCAACUGCUUCGCUUCUUGCUCGGUUUCGUCAUUGCAGGCAUGUGGCCCGGCAUGUCCUACUACCUAACUUUGUUCUACCCCCUUCACGUACCGGCAAGAGGAUUGGCAUGUACUUUACCGCAGCUCAGCUUUCGGCUGCCGUGGUCGGCCUCGUUUCAGCCGGCUUCCAGCUCAUGGAUGGUGUAGGAGGCCUCGUCGGCUUUCGAUGGAUGUUCCUUCUGUAUGGCCUCAUUGCCAUUGUUCUCGGCAUCUCGCUCUUAUGGUGGCUGCCCGACCGUCCCCUGCCCCCUGGCCAGACACGCCCCCGGAACAGCUGGUUCAAGUGGCUGCCAGCCAGUCCUGAGGCUUUGAAGGGGCACGAUGCCGUUGUUCACUACCACGACCUUCGCCGCGUGUACAACCCUCGCCCAUGGACCUACCACGAUCUCCUCCAGGUCCUCAUCGACUGGCGCCUUUGGCCUCUUGUCUUCAUGUACUUUGGCGUUGUUGGUGUCGGCAUCGGCACCCAACUGUACGGGUCUGUCAUCAUUGCCUCCAUCGUCCCGGAUGCCUCCAGCGUUGAGGUCAGCCUGCUGUUCGCUCCCAUCUGGAUUAUGGAUUUAAUCGCAAUUGUUCUCAUUAUGCCCCUCUCGGACCGUUUCCACCGCUACCGACCUUUCAUCUUCUCCGCCGCCGUCUGCCUGCAGAUUGUUGGCCUUUUGGUCGUCACAUUCGCCCUGGACAAUGGCUGGGCUCGCUACGGCGGACUCCUCAUGGUCGGCUUCGGCCUGGGGCCGACUGUCCCCAACUGUAUGACAUGGGCCAACGAGAUUUUCCAGCACCGCCACGGCGAGGUCGGUGUGGCCGCUGCUGCUGCUCUCGUGUCUGGCCUCGGUAACCUCGGCAGUAUCGUCACUACUUAUGCCUUGUACACUGGAAUGGCCCGAAGACGCUGCACCUGGCCGUUACAGGUACCCAGCUUCCUCAUGAUGAUCCUCCUGCGAGUCUGUGGAAACGAGCGCACCAACAAGAUCCCUAGCGACAGCGCUAGCGAGUUUGAGGAUGGUGCUGCCAGGCGUGAACGCCAACAGAGGGGCCUCGGCAAGAUCAUUCCCUUUGGAAGGUCUCGCCAGGCCUAG
Molecule: messenger RNA, 1590 nt
Organism: Verticillium alfalfae VaMs.102
Lineage: Eukaryota; Fungi; Ascomycota; Sordariomycetes; Glomerellales; Plectosphaerellaceae
Product: vitamin H transporter 1
Exons: 5
Coding region: 1-1590 (529 amino acids)
Biological process (GO): biotin import across plasma membrane
Cellular component (GO): membrane
Molecular function (GO): biotin transmembrane transporter activity; dethiobiotin transmembrane transporter activity; solute:proton symporter activity
Source: RefSeq, a predicted model, not a curated record